CCAGAGCCACCAUGAGCCGCUCCCCGCUGCUGCUGCUGCUGCUGCUGCCGCCAGGGAUCGCGGCCGCCUCGUGGGCCGCCUGGAUGCCGCCGGCGGUGGCGGGGCUGGCGGGCUCCUGCGCCUCCGUGCCGUGCCGCUUCUCGUACCCCGAGGAGCUGCGGCCGGGCUCGGUGCAGGGGCUCUGGUACUUCGGCAGCCCCUACCCCAAGAACUACCCGCCGGUGGUCGCGCGCUCGCGCCCCGGGGGGGUCCACGAGAGCUUCGCGGGGCGCGCGCGGCUGCUGGGGGACCCCGGGCUGCGGGACUGCUCGCUGGAGCUGGGACCCCCCCUCAGCGCCGAGCUCGGGGGGCGCUGCUGCUGCAGGGGGGGCUGGGGGCUGCAACCA
Pyrgilauda ruficollis (rufous-necked snowfinch) is the source of this 386-nucleotide messenger RNA. Its product is annotated as Schwann cell myelin protein-like. Lineage: Eukaryota; Metazoa; Chordata; Aves; Passeriformes; Passeridae. The annotation marks the transcript as partial. The transcript is spliced from 2 exons. The record is from RefSeq and is a predicted model, not a curated record.